This is a messenger RNA of Lolium rigidum, 1694 nucleotides long. RefSeq names its product ABC transporter I family member 11, chloroplastic-like. The coding region runs from base 143 to 949 and encodes 268 amino acids. The record is from RefSeq and is a predicted model, not a curated record. NCBI's taxonomy places the organism in Eukaryota, Viridiplantae, Streptophyta, Magnoliopsida, Poales, Poaceae. Gene Ontology annotation, biological process: transmembrane transport. The transcript is spliced from 10 exons. Gene Ontology annotation, molecular function: ATP hydrolysis activity; ATPase-coupled transmembrane transporter activity; ATP binding. Gene Ontology annotation, cellular component: membrane; chloroplast envelope.
GCUUCUCAGCCUCUCCGACGACCGUAGCCACGCCGUCUCCUCGUCCUCGACCUGCCGGAGCUCUCCUCUCACUUCCAGUCCCCUCGUACCCUUCGCAGAUCCGCUCUCUGCUUCCUCGGAAGCUCCACACCGCCGCGAAGCUAUGCUCGCCGCGGCCGCAGUCGCGGCGUGUCCUCCCGCGGUGUUGUCUUCUCCGGUCAGCAUGACCAGGAGGUUUUCUUGGAGCUGUAGAGCAGAACGGAUUUCAGCUGGGUACUCCCAAUUGGAGGUUAGAAAAGUCAGCUACCGACCUCCUGGAACCGAGCAAAACUUGUUGAAUCAAACUAGUCUUUCUCUCCAGGAGAAAAGUUUUGGCUUGAUAUUUGGACGGAGUGGGAGUGGAAAGACUACUCUCUUACAGCUUUUGGCCGGUCUAUCAAAACCUACAUCUGGUUCAAUUUGCAUUCAGAAGUAUGAUGAUAGUGGAAAUCCGAUGGGUCCGUCAGAAUUAUUAGCUUCUCAAAGAGUCGGUAUUGUUUUUCAGUUUCCUGAGAGGUACUUCUUAUCAGAUACUAUACUUGAAGAAGUUACUUUUGGAUGGCCGAGGCAAAAGGCAGACAGUCUUUUGAGGAAGCAACUCACUUCAAAACUCCAAAAUGCCAUUAACUCUGUUGGUAUGAGUGCCAUUUCAUUGGAUAAAAAUCCACAGUCUCUCAGUGGUGGGUUCAAGCGACGACUUGCUUUGGCAAUUCAACUGGUUCAGACUCCUGAUUUAUUGUUGCUUGAUGAGCCUCUUGCUGGUCUUGAUUGGAAAGCUCGGGCUGAUGUUGUGAAUCUCCUGAAGGCCCUAAAGAAAGACCACACGAUACUGGUUGUAAGUCAUGACCUAAGAGAACUAUACCCACUUGUAGACCGCUCAUGGAGAAUGGAAAUGGGGGGAAUUUUGAAGGAGGAAUCUUUACCUGUGUAAUAUGCUUUUGUUCGAAUAAUUGUCAAGCAUGCAGUGCUGUUUACGAGGAGUCCCCAUUUCAGGUAUCGACGUAAGAUUAACUGCUUCACUAGGCUUAACACUAGAAGGUAAGACGCGCUUUGCAUUGUCGUGGUGGUCGAUAUGACAAAUAAUUUCAUGUCAGCAAGCUUUUUAUGUAGUGUCUUAGAUUUGUAGGCCAAAGAACAUACAUCCAAAUAUAGACAAAUCUAUGACAUCCUUUUAUGGACGGAGGAAGUAUUAGUAAUAAUAAGAAGAAAUGGGAUAUACGUAUAUAAUAUCAAAAGAUGUAAACAAAGGAAUGCAUGCCUUGUCUCAAUCAUUUGUAUAUGUUUAUGCUGGCAAAACAACACCCAUCAGCGAAACAAAACUACUCCCAUCAACAAAGUAUAUAAAUGUAAAGCGAACUAAGUGAGGGAUGAAGUACAAAUUGAAUCUUUGAUAAGAGGAUGUGGACUGAAUAAGAAGACCCAUGGUAAUCCAAUUACAGGAGACAAGGCUUUUUAAACAAGUCACUUACAGAAUGACAGCUACUUUGUUCAAUAUGGGGACAGCAAAGGGACCCUCAUAUGCUGUUUAAGCUUUGUAUGACAUCUGUCUCGCAUAUUGGUAUACUCAUUUGAAUGAGUUAAACUUGACUAAACUAUAACCGGCUAGCUACUUACCCUGAAAAAGAUCCCUCAAAGGGUGUUUAGUUUGUUUGUCUUGUCUUGAACAGCUCGAAAUU